AUGAACUACCGAGCAAGCGACGGGUGGGAGUCAAACUACCGAGCAAGCGACGGGCGGGAGUCAAACUACCGAGCAAGCGACGGGUGGGAGUCAAACUACCGAGCAAGCGACGGGCGGGAGUCAAACUACCGAGCAAGCGACGGGCGGGAGUCAAACUACCGAGCAAGCGACGGCGACGGGCGGGAGUCAAACUACCGAGCAAGCGACGGGUGGGAGUCAAACUACCGAGCAAGCGACGGGUGGGAGUCAAACUACCGAGCAAGCGACGGGCGGGAGUCAAACUACCGAGCAAGCGACGGGUGGGAGUCAAACUACCGAGCAAGCGACGGGCGGGAGUCAAACUACCGAGCAAGCGACGGGCGGGAGUCAAACUACCGAGCAAGCGACGGAGCAAGCAACGGGCGGGAGUCAAACUACCGAGCAAGCGACGGGCGGGAGUCAAACUACCGAGCAAGCGACGGGAGUCAAACUACCGAGCAAGCGACGGCGGAGUCAGACUACCGAGCAAGCGACGGGCGGGAGUCAAACUACCGAGCAAGCAACGGGCGGAGUCAGACUACCGAGCAAGCGACGGGCGGGAGUCAAACUACCGAGCAAGCGACGGGCGGGAGUCAGACUACCGAGCAAGCGACGGGCGGGAGUCAAACUACCGAGCAAGCGACGGGCGGGAGUCAGACUACCGAGCAAGCGACGGGCGGGAGUCAAACUACCGAGCAAGCGACGGGAGUCAGACUACCGAGCAAGCGACGGGCGGGAGUCAAACUACCGAGCAAGCAACGGGCGGAGUCAAACUACCGAGCAAGCAACGGGCGAGUCAAACUACCGAGCAAGCGACGGGCGGAGUCAAACUACCGAGCAAGCGACGGGCGGAGUCAAACUACCGAGCAAGCGACGGGCGGAGUCAAACUACCGAGCAAGCGACGGGCGGAGUCAAACUACCGAGCAAGCCACGGGCGGGUGUCAGACUACCGAGCAAGCGACGGGCGGGAGUCAAACUACCGAGCAAGCGACGGGCGGGAGUCAAACUACCGAGCAAGCAACGGGCGGGAGUCAUACUACCGAGCAAGCGACGGGCGGGAGUCAAACUACCGAGCAAGCGACGGGCGGGAGUCAAACUACCGAGCAAGCGACGGGCGGGAGUCAAACUACCGAGCAAGCGACGGACUACCGAGCAAGCGACGGGCGGAGUCAAACUACCGAGCAAGCGACGGGGAGUCAAACUACCGAGCAAGCAACGGGCGGGAGUCAAACUACCGAGCAAGCGACGGGCGGGAGUCAAACUACCGAGCAAGCGACGGGCGGGAGUCAAACUACCGAGCAAGCGACGGGCGGGAGUCAAACUACCGAGCAAGCGACGGGCGGGAGUCAAACUACCGAGCAAGCGACGGGCGGGAGUCAGACUACCGAGCAAGCGACGGGCGAGAGUCAAACCUUUACCUUGAGUCAGACUACCGAGCAAGCGACGGGCGGGAGUCAGACUACCGAGCAAGCGACGGGCGGGAGUCAAACCUUUACCUUGAGUCAAACUACCGAGCAAGCGACGGGUGGGAGUCAGACUACCGAGCAAGCGACGGGCGGGAGUCAAACUACCGAGCAAGCGACGGGCGGGAGUCAAACUACCGAGCAAGCGACGGGCGGGAGUCAAACUACCGAGCAAGCGACGGGCGGGAGUCAAACCUUUACCUUGAGUCAAACUACCGAGCAAGCGACGGGCGGGAGUCAAACCUUUACCUUGAGUCAAACUACCGAGCAAGCGACGGGCGGGAGUCAAACCUUUACCUUGAGUCAAACUACCGAGCAAGCGACGGGCGGGGGAAGGGUCAAACAACCGAGCAAGCGAGGGACAGAGCCGUUAUCUCCUUUGUUGACGACACCAACAUCAGCCAGAGCAUCAGCACUCCAGAGGACGUGAACAGCCUGCAACAAGACCUCAGUAACGUGUACACAUGGGCCACACAGAACAACAUGAAUUUCAACCAAGAAAAAUUCGAGCUACUGAGGCUCGGGCCGACCAUCCGCUGGCAGGCCCCUAAGAAAUAG
Messenger RNA from Eriocheir sinensis (Chinese mitten crab), 2040 nucleotides. Its product is annotated as RNA-binding protein 6-like. The coding region runs from base 1 to 2040 and encodes 679 amino acids. The record is from RefSeq and is a predicted model, not a curated record. The transcript is spliced from 5 exons. Lineage: Eukaryota; Metazoa; Arthropoda; Malacostraca; Decapoda; Varunidae.